Molecule: messenger RNA, 1696 nt
Organism: Pteronotus mesoamericanus
Lineage: Eukaryota; Metazoa; Chordata; Mammalia; Chiroptera; Mormoopidae
Product: DNA dC->dU-editing enzyme APOBEC3-like
Exons: 11
Coding region: 149-1519 (456 amino acids)
Biological process (GO): DNA cytosine deamination; defense response to virus; negative regulation of single stranded viral RNA replication via double stranded DNA intermediate
Cellular component (GO): P-body; nucleus; cytoplasm
Molecular function (GO): zinc ion binding; RNA binding; cytidine deaminase activity
Source: RefSeq, a predicted model, not a curated record
UUCACUUUCCCUUUCCCUUUGCAGUAACAGGGGUCCCGCCGCCCAGAGGGGCCUGUCUCCUGCCAGAAGGAGCUCUGCCAGGAGGGAGGGCGCAGGAAGGAGAGAAGGGGCCCUCAGAGCAGAAAGGCAGUGCUCGCAGCUGGAGACAAUGUCAAGAUGGAGACACACUUGGAAGCCCUGGCCCAGGAACCCAAUGGAGAAGUUAUAUCCUCAUUAUUUCAACUUUCACUUUACAAACUAUCCCACCCCCAAAUAUGUAAAAGGCUGCUACCUCUGCUACAAAGUGGAAAAAUUCCCCCAUGACUCUCCUACACUUUUGGAGAGUGGAGUCUUUGAAAACCAGUUCUAUCCCAGGAAGAGAGUCCACGCAGAACUCUGCUUCCUGAAAUGGUUCAAGAAGCAGAAGGCGUUCUCGGAGCAGAACCUGGGCCCUGACGAGAUAUACCGCGUCACCUGGUACAUGUCCUGGAGCCCCUGUUGGGAAUGCGCGGCGCGCGUGCUUGAGUUCCUGAGCAGACACGGCUACCUGAAGCUGAGGAUCUUCACCCCCCGCCUGUACCACUCCGAUAAGGCCGAGGACCAGCAGGGGCUUUGUAAUCUUGCCAAAAAGGUCCAACUCACCAUCAUGUCUCUACAGGACUUUGAGUACUGCUGGGAGACCUUCGUGGACCACAAAACAAAGCCAUUCAAGCCCUGGGAUAACCUGAAAGAAAACAGUCAACUACUAUCAACAAGGCUGGAGCACAUCCUCCAGCAGGGCCUGUCCCAUCGCCCCAGCUGCCAUCUUCACUUUCCCUUUCCCUUUGCAGUAACAGGGGUCCCGCCGCCCAGAGGGGCCUGUCUCCUGCCAGAAGGAGCUCUGCCAGGAGGGAGGGCGCAGGAAGGAGAGAAGGGGCCCUCAGAGCAGAAAGGCAGUGCUCGCAGCUGGAGACAAACGCCAAGAAAGAGACAUACCCGGCAAGAGGACGACAUCAUGGAGCCCUGGCCCAGGUUACUUCCCGGGACCUACAACUUCCACUUCCCCAACCUGCUGAAUGCCCCCGGGCGGAACUCCACCUACCUGUGUUUCGAGGUGGAAAAAAUCCAGGGCAAUGAUGCUGAGUCUUGCCACAUGGGGGUCUUUCAAAAUCAGGACUCUGUCCACGCAGAACUCUGCUUCCUGAAUUGGUUCCGUGUCCAAAAUCUGUCUCCUCGUGUGGAUUACCAAGUGACCUGGUACCUUUCCUGGAGCCCCUGCUUCUACUGUGCAAUGAAAGUGGUCAAGUUCCUGAGGAAGCACAAAAAAGUGCGCCUGAACAUCUUUGCCUCCCGCCUCUACAUGUAUGACCACAGAGAGCAGCACGGACUUCGAAACCUGGAACAGGCAGGGGCCCAGGUGGCCAUGAUGUCUCCCGAAUUGUUUGAAUACUGCUGGGAUAACUUUGUGUACCAUGGCGGCAACAACUUCAGAUAUUGGAAGGGUGUGCGCCGCAAUUAUAAUACUCUGGUUGAGGAGCUUGAUGAAAUCCUCGACAGGUGAGGAUAACGUCAGGGUCCCCAGGAGGAGGCCCCCGAGCAGGGUCCACAGGAGGUGGAGCGUCUCCGAGGGAGCUGAGCCCAGCUUGGGGCCCAGGGCUCCGAUGUGAACAAGCCUCGCCAAGACCCAGAAGACACAGGCUUGUCCCUAGUUCUCCGAAUGGCCCUUCCCCGCUCUCCA